Gamsiella multidivaricata is the source of this 1137-nucleotide messenger RNA. RefSeq lists its product as uncharacterized. The transcript has 4 exons. NCBI's taxonomy places the organism in Eukaryota, Fungi, Mortierellomycota, Mortierellomycetes, Mortierellales, Mortierellaceae. The record is from RefSeq and is a predicted model, not a curated record. The coding region runs from base 62 to 934 and encodes 290 amino acids.
UGCAGUUUUAUCCCUUUCUCUUUUAGUUGACUCCACUCUCACCCUAACUGUAGUAACCAUCAUGGUGCCUCUUAUACAACCGCCGUGGCUAAUGCAAAACACUACCACUACGCCUGAAUUUUCGGCUACCGGAGGGGAUGAAGGGGAAGACACGCCCAGCUAUAGCGAGACUGCCGCCUAUCUCUCUGCUAAGGUUUUGACAAUCGGAGGCGUUAUACUACUAGUAAUGGGGCUGUGUUGCGCGUUUGCAAUACUUUUGAGGUUCAAUCGACAUUCACGGCAGCAAACGCUUCAAAGGAUAGAAUUCAAAAAGACGUCAGUCCUUACACAGAGUACAGUCAAUCGUGCGCUUCCGAUCCGUAUCUGGCCGUCCCAGGAGCUCCUUCUUAUCGAUGAUCACCAUCGCGUGGUGGGUGUCUAUCAUGCCCCGGACAGGCCGAAGACCAACGUCAAUCUGCAGAGACAGGAAAGAGAGUCUGGAACGGAUUCGAAAGAACAGCAGCGGCCGUGGCCAUUACUCAAGAGUCUGGAGUUCAUGGAGCGACUUUAUAGUCGUUCAAGUGGCAGCAACGGCAGUACCAGUACUAACGCCAACACGGAUACCGCCAGUACCGCAGUGAUCCCUCUCUCCACAAUUGAGUCCACUUCACACGGUCCAUCGUUAACGCCAAUGAACACAGAAACAACUGAGACGCGGAUAGCAGCGGUAGAUUCCAGCCCAGACACGUCCACUGAUGAUAGGUGUUGCACGAUCUGUCUAAUGGAGUAUCUGGACGGCGAUCGAGUCCGCAUUCUACCCUGUGAGCACGAGUACCACGCGGAGUGCGUCGAUAUCUGGCUAACAAACAAGUCGACGCAGUGCCCGCUGUGCAAGCACGAUCUCUCGGAUGACAUUGCAGAGCCUUCGAUCACAGCUUCAUCUCGCCAGCCAUAGCCGACCUAAUGAUGCAGCGCUCUAACUUCUUGCAUAAUUCAUUCUACGCAUUCAGAUCCACGCUCAUCAUUUUCCUUGAUAAUAUCACGCGUUAGCAUUCGCGUCUAGCGCUUACGCAAUAAAAGAAAAAAACGGGCCAUGGAGACGCACUACAUCUGUCGCAGUUGGCGAGGAGAAUAGCGAUAGCGGAGAAAAUCAGCGCC